GGCGCUUAAGAAGGAUUACUGUGACCAUUACUAUUAAAACUUGCACUGCACAAUAAUCUACUAUGGCUAGGGGGGUUCGCGCCUCUUCCUCUACAGCUCCGUCUCUAGCUGUUACAGAACUCCCACGAGUUUCCUUCCAAAAGAUCGACGACGACCUCACUUUACCGACAACUGGCGUAGAUGAUCGACAGGCAAGGUCUUAUGGCUAUAAUGAUUUCUCUGACUUUGAACGUCCAGAACAUUACAUUCGACAUGUUGAGCCAUUGGAGGCUGAACUUGCUAGACAGGUCGAGUAUGAUAUGGACGAGCAAGAUAAAGAAUGGCUUGACAACUUGAACGCUGAAAGGCGGAAGGAGCAAAUGGACAAGAUAUCCUAUGAAACCUUCGAGAUCAUUAUGGAUCGAUUGGAAAAGGAAUGGUUCGACUUAACCAAGAACAUGCCCAAAGCAGAUUUCGCAAUGCCCUCUGAAGAUUCCACAUGUGCAAUUUGCGAUGAUUCUGAAGGAGAGAAUAGUAAUGCUAUCGUGUUUUGUGAUGGAUGUAACCUCGCUGUCCACCAAGACUGCUACGGCGUUCCUUACAUCCCUGAAGGCCAGUGGCUCUGUCGAAAAUGUACCGUGUCUCCAGAGAAUCCUGUGACCUGCAUACUAUGUCCCAACGAAGGAGGUGCCUUCAAACAAACCGUCAACGGUGAAUGGGUACAUCUUCUUUGCGCAAUAUGGGUUCCAGAGACGCGCGUAGCCAACGAAGUUUUCAUGGAGCCUGUUAUCGGCGUGGACAAAAUAUCCAAACAGAGGUGGAAAUUGAAAUGUAGUAUCUGUGAUAUCCGCGAAGGCGCCUGUAUCCAAUGUGCUAAAACCUCCUGUUUUCUCGCUUUUCACACCACAUGCGCCCGGAACGAAAAGCUCCUCCUGCCUAUGAAGAGCACUCAAGCCGAAAGCGUCACUUUAACAUGCUAUUGCGAUAAGCAUCUUCCUAAAGAACAGCAAGAAGCUCGCGAAGCGGCAUUAGCUGCUGAAGCCGACGAAGAUGAUGAAGAUGAAAAGAACCACUCAUCUAAAGGGUCCAAAUCUGCUCGUGCCUAUGCUAAAACCUACAAACCCGGUCCUCCGCUAGUUCCAGCGAUCAUCGUCGACAGGAUCACGCAGUACAUAUCGAAAAUCAAUCUCAGGAAACGCACUGACUUCUUGCUUAUGGUUUGCAAAUACUGGAGUCUGAAGAGGGAAGCGAGAAGGGGUGCACCGUUGUUGAAGAGGUUGCAUUUGGAACCUUGGACGGCCGCCGCUGCUGCUGCAGGGAACGGAAAGUUAAAGAGUGAGGAGGAAAGAGGGUUAAAAUUGGGGCAACUUCGUCAACUUGAACAAGAUUUAGAAAAACUUCGGGAAUUGUCCGCGCUCACUUGGAAACGGGAAAGCCGAAAGCUUCAGCAGAUGGAGAUCAUUCAGGAUGUCCUUACGCAAACCGUGUACCCUCAUGAACCCAGGCUGAGGCUUGCGUUUGAGCGUAUCACAGGAUAUGAUAAACACGACUACUUUAAGAAUCCCGUCAACAAAGUGGACGUCCCCGACUACUUCGAUGUUAUAACCCAACCAAUGUGCUGGUCAAUGAUCGAUGCGAAAUUGGACCGACAUGAAUAUUGGGAUAUCAAAGAUUUCAGGAACGAUAUUGAACUCGUCCUAGUCAACGCGACAACAUACAACAAAGCUGGAUCUCCAUUUUACAAGAUUGCUCAGAAGAUAUUGAAUUCUGCAAUGCCAAUCUUGCAGGAGCUUGAGCAUGCGUAUACGAAGCAGGCUCUGUCUACCCUUGGCGAGCCGCUUGUCAAAACAAUCGAAUCUACUGUAAAAAUGGAGAUGGAGAAUACUCCUAUAUCCCCUUCAACAUCACCCAUAGGAAAUCUCGAACCUCCUCUAGAACUCGUGGAACUCCUUCUCUCCCUCGAAGCAAUCAGAGCCGAAAGCUCACUCGUCCUAUCCGUUGACCCAAUUUCCUCCCUGAUCAAUAUCGAGCUACCUGUUCUCAAACCGCCACCUCCUCCCCAAACCCGCAAAGCGCCCAACAAAGGACCGAAAGCGCCUAAGCUGAAGCGCCAGAGACCUGAUCGGAGCGAGGAAUAUAAACGGUACAAGGCCAAGAAGGCAGAGGAACGUGCGCACAGAGCGGAAGUGGAGGCUGCGAUGGCCGCCGCCGGUCUAGCUGACGAGCGCCUUGUUAUUCGCACAAGAAGAUCAAGGGCUGCUGCUGCUAUGGCUUCUACGGUGGGAGCGAGCGUGGAGAGUACGCUUUCGAUGUCCCGAGGGGAAGGAGCGGAGGGAGAAGUAUACACGGCGAUGACAGGAGAAGAGGAAGGCUUGUCAAAUGCAGACCUCCCUUAUUCUUCAUUCGCUGGUCCGUCCAGGUCACGGCUUCCGGUAGAAACACCUUCAGUACCAGAAUUCAGAGAUCAUGUAGACAAUCAAGCUUCGUUCAAGCUGUUCAAUAGUGGCUGGAUCUUGCCAUCGGACCAGAAGCGGAGGACUCGCGCUCCAACAGUGCCCCCACCUGUGCCUGCGCCUCACCCUGCCUCUGCGUUCGUGUCAGUGCAGGAUCCAUCCUCUCUUCCGCCACCAAGGAAGAAGCUGAGGCUAGAUCGGGGAACUUCGAAGUUGUCGGUAUUCAGUACUGCUGAGGAGGACAAUCAAACACUCAAUUCUAGAAGUGGUUCCGCCUUCUUCAACCCCGGUCAAACCUCGUCUGCGCCUCAUUCGACCAGAAGUGAUACGGCGGGAUUGCGUGCUUUAUCGCAGGCUGCUGCUGCUGUCAGCGAUGAAGAUAACGGGCACAAAACGAAUAUAUACGAUACUCCCUCUGUCCCGCUAAUAGUUUCUGCACCUGGGGAAAACCCAACGGAUGCCCAAUCUACGGGUGUCACAGCUGUUGACACCAUACUCACUCCUGUCAUCACCGCCACUACCAAUACUUACGUCGCCGAACCCACGAUCGAGCCAAGCGGUCUACCUCGAAUAGGGGAGAUUAUUCGUGGUGCCAAUGGCAAAGUCAUCAUUGAAGAGCUUGAUUCGCCUGUAACUAGACGUGAGAAACAUAUGCGCAGGAAGGCGGAGAGGGACAAGCUUAGGUAUGCUAGUGGACUGGAACAGGUAGCCACCACUUUCGCCAGUAGCUCUCUUGCUUCUGCUUCUACUUCUGAACCCAUCCUGAAUCUCGAUGUCGGUCCGUUCUCUACGUCCGGAUCGUUUCCUUUAAAUUACUCGCUAGAGACGGACACGGAAAACCAGCAGAAAUUGGAAUCAUCAAAACGAGAAUCAUAUACUAACGCGCUUCCAGGAAAAGGAAAGGAGAGAAUGGAAAUCGAAUCCGAAUUGAGCUCACUGAGCGAAGGUGGAGAGGAAGAUGCCGCUGUGAUUACUACUAGAAAGCUCACACCGCAUCCACCCCCGCCUGUACCUCCGGUGCUGGCCUCCAAAAUGACUGGUACUAAGUCCCACAGAUCUGCUGCAGCCAGAAGUCCUGUUGCUUCUGCGCCGUCUGCUGUUUCUGCAACUAUACCACCUAUAUCAUCCACAUCCAAAAAAGCAUCCGAAGUGGAGAGCCUCGCUAAAGUGUCUGAAUUUGAACCUGACCAACAGCUGGAAGGAGGAACCCUUGUUUGGGCCAAAGCUGAUACCUUCCCCUGGUGGCCUGCAGUCGUUGUUGGGAUUGACGAGCCAGCGGUUCCGCCGGCGGCUAAGAAGAUGUAUAUGAGUAUGAAGAAGAAGAAUAAAAAUUUAACGCUGCAUUUUGUACGAUUCUAUGAUAAACAACAUUCUUGGCAAUGUCUGGGCAUAGAAAAACUGCUGCCCCUUGGGGACGACGAUGAACUAGAUGCAGAUUUAGUGGCUAAUCAGUCGAAAAGACAAAAGUGGAAGAACGCUAAAUUGAAAUCCGAAUGUCGAGAGGCUUUCAGAAUGGCGAAGCAGGAUAUAGAUACGCAAUCAGAAGAUAUUAUUCCUUGACCGAUGUGCCAUCAAUGGGAGUAAUGAAAACAAAUAUAUACUUAGCCGAAUCAAGCCCGUAAUAGCCCGCAAUCCACUAUGUAAUCCUUUAUCGCUUUCACUGAACGCUCUCAACAAGCUGCAUUGAAUAUCUUAGUCUGAUCCUGCAGCAACAAAACUCU
Messenger RNA from Lentinula edodes (shiitake mushroom), 4153 nucleotides. RefSeq lists its product as uncharacterized. Lineage: Eukaryota; Fungi; Basidiomycota; Agaricomycetes; Agaricales; Omphalotaceae. Gene Ontology annotation, molecular function: protein binding. The transcript is spliced from 16 exons. The coding region runs from base 63 to 3992 and encodes 1309 amino acids. Gene Ontology annotation, biological process: regulation of transcription by RNA polymerase II. The record is from RefSeq and is a predicted model, not a curated record. Gene Ontology annotation, cellular component: MOZ/MORF histone acetyltransferase complex.